Cordyceps militaris CM01 is the source of this 1611-nucleotide messenger RNA. RefSeq names its product cytochrome P450 monooxygenase, putative. The transcript has 7 exons. Gene Ontology annotation, molecular function: iron ion binding; oxidoreductase activity, acting on paired donors, with incorporation or reduction of molecular oxygen; monooxygenase activity. The record is from RefSeq and is a predicted model, not a curated record. The coding region runs from base 1 to 1611 and encodes 536 amino acids. NCBI's taxonomy places the organism in Eukaryota, Fungi, Ascomycota, Sordariomycetes, Hypocreales, Cordycipitaceae.
AUGGCUGUAUUCGAGAUUUUUAUAGAGUCCUUGAGAGGUUACUCCUUGACUAGCGCCGUCUCUGUUGUGUUGAUAGUGGCCCUCGUCCUGUCCCUCGUCGCGAGGCUGCACCAGUUUCAUCGCCUCCGACACUUUGAUGGACCGCUUCUCGCCGGCUUCUCCCGUCUUUGGCUCCUCCAAACAGUAUGGGGCGGCAAAUCCCAUCUCAUCUUCUGGGACGUGACUUCCAAGUAUGGCUCCAUUGCGCGGGUCGGUCCAAACGAUCUAAUCACCAGCGAUCCCGAACUUGUAAAGCACAUGCACAGUGUCCGAUCUGCUUAUCGGCGCUCGGAUUGGUAUGACGGUAUAAGGUUUGACCCAAACAAGGACAAUCUGGCGUCGUUGCGAAAUGAGGCUGAGCACAAGACUUUGCGAGCAAAAAUGGCGGCCGGAUACUCUGGUCGCGAAAUCGACGGGCUAGAGCUGAAAGUUGAUGAAAACAUCCUACGCUUUAUGCAUCUACUCGCCAAGUAUGCCAGCGCCAACCAGGUUCUCGACUUGGCACGCAAGGUUCAGUAUUUUACGUUGGACGUCAUUUCCGACAUAUCCUUUGGCAAACCCUUUGGUUUCCUCGAGACAGACUCGGACAUUUAUCGAUACAUUGAAACCACGGAGCGGGCAUUUCCCCUGCUCAUGAUGACCACCGUCGUCCCCUUCUGGGUCAAGAUUCGCGCCUCGCGGCUUUUGAGAAGUGCAAUGCCCUCUGAAAGCGAUCGGUUUGGGCUUGUCGCCGCUGAACGCUUUGGCAAAAGUCCCAAGGUUCAACGUGACAUGCUCGGCUCAUUUGUAUCUCACGGACUAAGCCAAUCAGAGGUUGAGUCGGAGAUUCUACUUCAAAUGUACUCAUCCGAGCGCUCUCUUCUCCAUCUAAUCCGAUCACUAACAUGGCAAUCAAGUGUCGCUGGUUCCGACACCACCGCUACCGCCAUUCGCUCCACGUUGCUGUACAUUUCCACGAGCCCACGGAUUCAUGCCAAGAUGCGCCAAGAGAUUGACGACACUCCUCUUUCCGACACAGUCGUUUCCGAAGAGACAGCGCGCUCCAUGCCCUACUUGCAGGCAGUCAUCAAGGAGGGCCUGCGUAUGUUCCCCCCCGUCGCCGGGCUCAUGGCAAAAGAGGCACCAGCUGGUGGACACUACUGGAAGGGCGUCUUCAUUCCUGGCGGUACGCAUGUCGGAGUAUGUGCUUGGGGCAUCUUUCGACGACAGGAUAUCUGGGGCACGGAUGCGAAUGAGUUUCGGCCCGAACGGUGGCUGGACAGCACACCAGAGCAACUCGGCCGAAUGGAGGGAACCCUCGAGCUGAUUUUUAGCCACGGCCGGUGGCAGUGUCUUGGUCGUUCUAUUGCGCUGAUGGAACUGAACAAGAUAUUUGUACAGAUUUUGCGGCAAUUCGAUGUGUCCGUCUGCGAUCCGACGAACCCUUGGAAAGUCUACAACUGUGGCAUAUUUUCGCAGAGGGAUUUCUAUCCGACUCCAUAUGUGGCAAGCCUGCUGAAGAAGCUUCUGAUGCCGGGCAGUGGCAUGUUCACCACGACGCGGGUUAGGCCGUUCCUGAUCAGCGCUACGUAG